GUGGUGUUUCUACAGGAACAAAUUAAAUGGAACACAGCACGUGACGUUCUGUUUACUCCAAACAAAAACAGCUACAGUGAGUUUGCUGUAGCUUAUAUAAAACUGCCCAUGUUGGUGAUCGUUGCCUCUCGGACAUCGCGGUAGCUCAACUCGCGGAGAACCAUGGAGCGAGCAGCCAGCGUUAAUGUAGAUCCUCCCCAGCAGCAGCAGCAGCAGCAGCAGCAGCAGGAGGCCGGUAGGAUCGGUGGCUCAGCCGCCUGUCUGUCAGCCCUCAGCCAGUCUCUCCACCUUCGGGAUAAAUCUGCUUCUCUCGGAUCUCUAACACUCCGUUUUCUCUCUUAUGUCCAGAUCGCUGCGGUAAAUGGCGCAACUGGAUCGGCUUCUGCCUCCUUGGAUUAUGCAACAACUUUGGUUAUGUGGUCAUGCUCAGCGCGGCCCAUGACAUCCUCACGAAGCAAGAUUCAAAGAACUCUACUGCAUCUGCCUCAGAUAAGUUGGCUGUGGACAGUAGCAACAGCAGUGGCUAUGACUGCAGUCCUGUCACCACAGGGGCUGUGCUGUUAGCUGACAUUCUUCCAACCCUCAUCAUCAAGCUGUUUGCUCCCUUUGUGAUCCACAAAGUACCCUAUGGUUUUCGAGUCCUGUUUUGUGUCGCCAUGGCAGCAAUGAGUUUCCUGCUGGUGUCCUUAUCCUCUGCUGUGUGGAUAAGUAUUGUCGGAGUGAUCUUUGCCAGUAUAAGCUCUGGCCUGGGAGAACUGUCUUUCCUGUCUCUCAGUGUCUUCUUCGACAGGAAGGUGUUGGAAGGCUGGGGCUCUGGGACUGGGGGUGCUGGUGUUGCUGGUGCCUUCCUCUAUUCAGGCCUCAUCCAGGCAGGUCUCUCACCCCGGAUCACACUACUCAUCAUGCUGGUUGUCCCGCUAGCAAUGCUGGUUAGCUAUUUUGGCCUGCUGUCUCCGGUACCUUCUUUACCCCAGUGGAGGAGGUCGGAGGCAGAAAAUGCAGCUGUGGAUUCCGAGGAACGGGAGUGGCUGAUGGAUGAGUCGGAGGACGAGGAAGAGGAAGAGGAAGAGGAGACCACAGCUCCUGACGGUAUUGUCUUCCCAUUGAAUGUAACAGAGGACAGAACCAUGGGACCUGUGACCCCCAGGGAGAAGCUCUAUGUCGUCAAAGGCCUGGUACGCUUUGUUGCUCCUCUGGGACUGGUCUACUUUGCUGAGUACUUCAUCAACCAAGGCUUGAUGGAACUCUUGUUUUUUCACAACUUUUUCCUAUCGCAUGCAGCGCAGUAUCGCUGGUACCAGACCAUAUAUCAGUUUGGCGUUUUGGUGUCCCGAUCCUCACUGUGUUGCAUAAAGUUCAGGCGAGUAUGGAUCUUCUCUUUGCUGCAGGUGGUGAAUGCAGUCUUCCUCCUGUUUGCUGUGCGCUUCCAGUUUCUGCCCAGCGCCUGGAUUGUCUUUGCUAUUAUUCUCUAUGAGGGUCUGCUUGGUGGAGCGGCCUAUGUAAACACCUUCUACUUCAUCAGCAAGGAGACUGAAAGCAGAUACAGAGAGUUCGCCAUGGCAACUGCCAGUGUGGGCGACAGUCUGGGAAUAGCUGUGGCUGGACUUGUAGCGUUUCCCGUACAUAAAUACUUCUGCUCGCUGUGACGAAGCUCGCACCCUGACCAGCAGGAUGAAUAAGCAACACGGUGGAAGAUUCCAUAAAAAACAUUUCCUCUAAAACAAUUACUUAAUGUAACCCAUUCAUACAAAUCCUCCACUCUGUACACAGAAUUCAUCUUGGAUUCAUCAAUACCUGAGAAGGAAACAUUUGACACCCAAAUCAGUAGCAGUGGUUCCCAAACAUCUCAGCUCCCGCCCCAUAAACUAAGAGUGAAAUAGGCUCAGCAUCCAGACUGACGGUUGAGUGAAGAAGCAUUUCUUCUGCGUCAGUUAAAGAGUAGCAACACAAUCAACAGCCAGUAUAUCAGCUUAGAUCUGCCUUUAUCCAUUUGUAAAUACUGAUUUUUUUUUUUUAUCUCUACUGACAUUUAUAGCAGAAAGAUGCUUUACUUUGAUCGUUUUCAUUUAGUUCAAUGUUUUAAGAUGAUCUCCAGAUCCCACACUUUAUGAUUCAUGGCUCCAGAUGGGAUACUGACGGCAACUUAGGGAACCACUGCUUUAUACUGUCUAACUCAUAAGACACAUUCCUGGGAAAUAAGAGCUUAGCCUUAGCUGUUUCAUCAGAAUCUGCUUCAUGUCAUCCGGUGUCAGUCAACCGAUCAGAAACAUCAUCUAAAAAUCAUCAUGAGGCAAAGAGCUGUCCUGAAGAGAACUCAGGGUACUGUAAACUGGAACAUUCAUUGAAAUGGAUUUUAAUUAAUGUGAUCAUCUUAAAUAUCUUUAUAUUUAACUGCUACCGCUGGACUUGGUAGUGGAGGGCCACUGGGCCCUCUGACCACCGCCAGCAGACAAAGCUGGUGAAGUGCCUUGCCCAGAGACACGACGGCUGAGACGGUCGGAGCAGGGGUUUGAACCAGCAACCCACUGGUUACAGGGCAAACUCCUUGCUCCGGAGCCUCUGUCAAACAUAUAUUUGAUCUGCUGCAGCUGUACUGACCUGUGGAUCAGCAGAUAGUUAGAGAUGUCAGAUAUGCACGGGUAUACUGAUGAGGAUCUCUAUUCCUGUUGUAAAAGAUUCUGUAGUGAAAAACGAUGCGCAUGAAAAACCUUUUAUUGUCCCCAUUUUUUAAUGUGGGAAAUUAAAAAAGGGAUUUACACUGAACAGUCAGGAAGUCAUGCUGGAAGCUCGUCAUUAGAUCAGUUUUACAGUGCCUUUAAUGGGUUUUAAUCAGGGUUUUGUUUAAAGAAAUCUGCCUUUAUAACCAUGCUUAGUUUCUACUAAAUUCUUCAUGAAGUCUUUUAUUGCCGCAUUAUUCAUUGUUAUAUAUUUUCUUUUCUUAAACAAAUCGCAGUCUUUUGUCAAAACAUUUGGGAACUUUUGUAUGUGUGGUGUGACCAUCUGUGGUCUGAUUGGAAGAAUGAACCUACCAAACUAUGACAUACUGUUGUGCUUGUUGUUCUUUUUUAAUUCAGGGUACUAAUAAAGCAGAGAAUUAAAGGGAGUGGCUAAUAAACAUUCCGAUCAUUCAUUGUGAAUGGCAAGUGUAGAAAGUUUAUGUGGGUUAGUUUUAGUUAACUAGAAAGCACCAUAUUCAGGGGUCUGAUUUAUGAAGCCUACAUACUCAUAAGACAGUGACUAUAUCUUGCUUACGUCACUUUCCACACAAAGGUAGCGAUCAUCUAUAAAGAAAAUCUUGGUGUCAGAAUGUGCGGUCCCUCACGCACUCUCUGGCUCGUUUUGGAGACGGGGGACACAGGCCACACAGAUGGUCAAGUGGUGAAUUGCAGCCAGAUGGCAUCAUUGUUCCUCUUAGUCUUUCAAUUUCACUCCAUAUCAGACUUUAAUCAGAGAUCGACUUUCUCAUAAGCAUUCCAAAGCACAGUGUUGUUCAUGCUUGCGCUGAUGAGCCAUAGCUGUACAUAAGGACCCUUCAAAUGCAUGACAGUGCAUCUCUCCUGGCCUCCUUCCUCCUCAGAAUGAUGGAGUCACACAUGAAGAUGUCAGGCGACGUUUAAGACAGCAGUAAGAUGAACUUUUAACAAGUUAUUUUAAUGUAGACCACAUCUGUGCUUUUAUCUCUGAUUUACACAUUUGUUUAAGGCUUUUCUGGGACAUUCUUCAUACUUUGCUCUUUUCUCUGUGGCUACCAUUGGUAACCAUAAAGUAACAAUCAGCUGACUCAUUUAAAUACACAUUAACAUUCACGAGGUGCUUUGCCUUGACCAUAUAUGGUUGGAUCUGGGCAUGUAGAGAGCAGAACCUGGUACCAAACGAUCAGGUCUUACCGGCUUUUAUAAAUCAGGAUUUUUUUCGACGUAUGCCAUUCUGGGUUUUUGGGCGUUGUAUCACCUUUAAUGUAGAUCCUGUGCUUUAUAAAUGAGACGCUUGACCUUUAAUGAGUCCAAAUCUCAUGUUUUUUUUUUUUUGUUUGUUUAGUGAUGAGCAUACAAAUUGUUUAUUACUGACAAGAAAACUGUAAAACAAAUGUUCUUUAUGCUAAUAAACUUUUUUUGCCCUCUGUUUUUUUGAGGAAAAUGGCGUCUCCAAAAUGAAAUGAUGUGCACAUUCCUACUGACAUGGAGCUACCAGAUUAAGAUGCCAUAGCUGACAUGUCUAAUUUUUGUCAUGAGUUUAUUUAUGUUAGGCUUGUGUUUUUCUUGAUUCUGAGUUAUGUAUGAAUAAAGAAUGUUUUAAUUUUC
Fundulus heteroclitus (mummichog) is the source of this 4301-nucleotide messenger RNA. RefSeq names its product CLN3 lysosomal/endosomal transmembrane protein, battenin (gene cln3). Lineage: Eukaryota; Metazoa; Chordata; Actinopteri; Cyprinodontiformes; Fundulidae. Gene Ontology annotation, biological process: lysosome organization; regulation of intracellular pH. Gene Ontology annotation, cellular component: lysosome; membrane. The transcript is spliced from 14 exons. Bases 423 to 1646 code for a protein of 407 amino acids. The record is from RefSeq and is a predicted model, not a curated record.